Molecule: messenger RNA, 4158 nt
Organism: Cucurbita pepo subsp. pepo (vegetable marrow)
Lineage: Eukaryota; Viridiplantae; Streptophyta; Magnoliopsida; Cucurbitales; Cucurbitaceae
Source: RefSeq, a predicted model, not a curated record
UUUCCUUGUUUAUUCAAUUCACCUCUCCGCCAUUUUUAAUUCCACCAGGUUUAAUGGCGGCCUCUCCUCACCACCACCAGGUUUCAUUCACUUGCACUUCGCUGAACUUCUCAGUUUCCUCGUAGAAUCGAGGUUUAUAUACAGUAGGAAUCCGUUAGUUGGAAGUGGUAGGUUUGAGUAUUCAUGGAGGACGCUCGUAUUGAAGCCCCGAAGUUAGUCGAAUCAAAAUUAAUGUUCCCACCUCACCGUCGAUCACAUCUAAAGAGCGACACUUAUCGGACUCUGGUCCGAAUCCUUUCGCCCUUCUGCGGCAGCGACGAUGUCUCUUUGGCAACGGAAUUUGAUCCACAACAACUGAGACAUGCUUAUACCAGCCACUUAAAGCAAUCAACUGUAGAAUCAUCAGGCCAGCAGGUCGAUGGAGAUUUUGUAAGACCAGAAAUUGGAGAUUCAGCUAUUGAAAAGGUGACAGUGGUUGAAGAUGGCAUGGGGAUGGAUAGUCUUGAAGAGGGAUGUUUUCAUGAAUCUGAAGCGAAGAUGAAUGUAAUAAAAGAUAUGUCAAUAGUGGAAGGAAGUGACAAUGCGGGUGCUGAAAGGGAACUUCAGGGGGCUUGUUCUCAAGAGAACCAUUGUGUUCACGAGGAAAGUCAUAGAGACGAGUUAGAGGCAGCAAAUAUGGUGGAAGGAAAUAAGGUGCUUAUUGAUGACAACAGUAGUAAUAAGACGAGGUCUUCGGAUCAGACCAAUUGUGGAAAUGAACAAAUAUCACCUAAAAAGUUCCAGGAAGAAAUUGUUGAACAUCAACAAGUUAUGGCUGAACAAGAUGCCGUGAAUAAAGUCCAGAAUCUUUCUAUGACGAUAUUCUCGUCACAAGGCGACAACAUUGGGGAGGCUUCUGAACAUAAGGACAAUCAAGAAAACAGACUUCCGAUUGUAGAUAAGGGCAUGUACCAAUUGACUGAAACACAACCAAAAGAAUCAAAACCUGAGGGCAUAGUUUGCGAGCCUUAUUUAGAGAUGGAGAAAUCUCAUGUUUCUAGUUUUGAGGUCAUGGAGGUGGAAGAUGGUGAUCAAUGUAGUGAAAAGGUUUGUGGGGUAGAUCUCUCAUGUUUGGAUAAAGAGAUGCCUUUCUGGGCUAAUGAAUUGAGUAAGAAUAGUGAAGAUUGGGCUGUUUCAAUGGAGGUUGACGCCUCCGAAGUAGGGCACAAAAUAGUGUCUGAAGAUAUACAAAUGGAGAAAUGUUUGGUUGAAAAUGAAGACAUUGAGGAGGGUGAAAUUUGUGGUGACUCGACACAUGAAAUCUCAGAAGAUCCAGCUGUAUUAGAUGAGAAGCAUUCCUCGAUUCAAGCUAAUGGAGAAGCAAAGAAGCCGGAUUCCUUAUUCUCCGACAUGGUCGAGAAUGCAACUCAUGAGAAUAAAGAAGAAUCCAAACAAAAGAAGAGUAACUUGGAUGCUUGUAAACAUGGUAGUAUGGAUUCUGUAAAAAUGGUGACAACUAUAAUAGAAGAUCAAAAUGAUUUUAUGUUAGAGGAAGCAGGAUAUACAGUAAAGGAUAGUAGACACAAUAGGGAUGCAGAUUCUUUUACUGCACGCAUUAGUAAUCAAGUCCCUCGUGGCCAAGUUCCAAGUGAAUGUGCCACUGGACGGAAAGAAAUUGUAUCGACGGAAAAGGAAACUGGAUCUUGCAAUAAGAAAAAACGUGGUUCAUGUACUGAAGGGAGAAAAGAAAGGAAGAAGAUUCAGAAAAGAAAGAAGCGGGCAGAGAAGAACAGAAAACUUGGUGUCAAAAGGUUGAAGCUACUUCCAGUAACAGUGCCUAAACCCGUGGUAUACUGUCGUCAUUAUAUCAAGGGGAGGUGUCAUGAGGGUGACAAGUGUAAAUUUUCUCAUGAUACAACUCCUGCGACAAAAUCCGUACCGUGUAGUUAUUUCGCACGUCAUUCGUGUAUGAAAGGCGAUGACUGUCCAUUUGAUCAUCAGCUGUUCAAGUAUCCUUGUAGCAAUUUUGUUUCAAAAGGUUCAUGCCCUAGAGGUGAUACUUGUAUGUUUUCACACAAGAUUUUGCCACAAGAACAGUCUAAUAUGCAAAAUUUGAAAACCCAAUCGAAACCACCAGUAAUACCGGAUAGUUUGGAUUCUCAAAGGAAAUCAAAUAUCAGUGGUGGCACUAAACAAAAGCCUGUUACUGUUACUGUACUCAGCUACGCUGGAGCUUCUUGCAAUAGAACUCCACAGGGAGAAUCUUUGCUGAAAAAAACAACGGGACCACUGCCUACUGGAAUCAGUUUUCUCUCUUUUGGGAAGUCACCCGACCAUUCUUCGCAGGUGAAAAACAAUGAUGUGGAACGUAGGAAUUCGUUAACCCAAAGUGGGUUGUGUUCGGUUGAAAAUUCUAGCGAAAUCUCGAGGAAGAUUCAGCCACAAAGCGCGCCAGAGGGGAUAAGUAUUCUAUCGUUUGGUAGAACUUCACUCAGGUCUAACAGUGAGAACUUAGCUACACCUUCAAGCUACAAUGCUGCCACUAUUACAUCCGGUAAUCAGACUCCAUGUGCUUCGAAAACUGGUCACGAUCCCAGUGAACUGGCGAGGAAAGUACAAACGACAACGUCCAAACCGACAAACUUCUUUUCUCCGGUAGGAAAUUGUACUUCCAACUCGAAAGUGAGUUCUGAUUUAUCUGUACCGAUGAAGGAAAGCAUGUAUGUUAAGCCUGAAGGCUUAAGUACAAUAUUCUCGAGGCUUCCAGGUACUUCGAUGACAACAGGUCAAUAUUCUGAUAGCUCAGCUUCUAGUAUGAAUAAUAAAGGAACUCCAAAAUCCGCUCAGAAGGCUCUACUGUCAACAUUGGCAUUUGCUGCAAAAUAUGAGUCGAUGAAUAAGGGUAAAUCAAGUGACUCUGCUGGAAGUAAGGAUGGUAACAAGGAAGAUGGGAAUGAGAAUAUUAGUGGAAGUCUGAGGAGUGAUCAAGCCAAAGCUUCAAAACUUUUGGAUUUCUUAUUAGGCGUUGGAUCUAAAUCUAAUCUGAAAUGAGAGUGGUUGUAGAUUGCUGCUACUAACCCAGCUGAGCAGUGGGGAAACGGGAUCAAUCAGCUAAAUCAGGGAUAAAAGAGAAUCCACUCUGUCGCCUUGCUUUCUUUCUCGGUGUCGCCUUCAUGGUUACGAAAUCUGAUUAAUACCGAAUCGGGUAUGAACAUGCUGGGACUGAGGAAGACAUAAUGGGACUGAAAGCGUCAUGAUAAGGAAGGAAUUGAAUUGUGAUCCAAUUGAAGGACGAUGCUUGAUUCUUGAAUCCAGCCUAAAGAACUUGGCAGGAGGACAGGAGACGGCCAUCUCAAGGCACAGCACGACCUACCGGCAAGACCGGCUGUUUGAACCUAUACCAAAGGUUUAGAAGACCUCGACAAUGGACGCUUUUGGAAGUUUCCAGAAGGAAUAAGUUGAUUAGUCCAAAACGGCCGGCCCCUCUCCAUCGGUGAGCUAUUCUUCUGUACUCUUAAAUUCAUUUAAGAAAAUUAAUUUUAUCUAUUUGUUUGGGAAUAUAUAUAUAUAUAAAUAUGACAUUAAUUUUAGGAAUAAGAUAUAUAUAUGCCCUCUCGUCACCAUGAUGACUGCUGGGGGGUUUGUUUUGGGAUGCACAUAGGAAAUGAUUACAGCGGUCGAAGAAGAAAUGAAGACCGAUAAAUUAAAUAAUUUUUUAAUUUUUUAAUUAAAAAAAAAAAAAAAAAAAAAACUAUGCGGAAUGGUGUUUCAUAGAAACACGCUUAUAUUUUGCGUGAGGAUUACGCGCCAAUCUGGUAAAUGAGGUCGCCUUUUACCCGCCGACUAUCUAUAUAUGCCAAGUCACGCGUUUUCACGCCCACGUUCUUUUCACGGCGCAAUUCCAGCAAUUUAAUAAUUGUAUUUAAUUACUCUUUUUUAUUAUAUAAUUUAAUACCCAUAAUUUAAAACGAUUUUACUUUUAUGCCAUCACAGUUCAUAUUAAAUUAUACAAAUUUUCUCUGGAAAUGUGAUUUAUUAUUAUUAUUUUGUUUGUUAGGUCAGGGAUGAAUACAUUAUUUUAUUGAGGAAAAAAUUGAAUUUCAAUUAAUUUAUAAAAAUGAACUUGGAAGUCCACCAACCGUCAAUUAAAAGAUAAAAAUAUGAAAAAGAAAAGACUUU